This is a messenger RNA of Euleptes europaea (tarantolino), 630 nucleotides long. It is a transcript of the gene TAGLN2, whose product is annotated as transgelin 2. The transcript is spliced from 4 exons. The record is from RefSeq and is a predicted model, not a curated record. Lineage: Eukaryota; Metazoa; Chordata; Lepidosauria; Squamata; Sphaerodactylidae. The coding region runs from base 5 to 604 and encodes 199 amino acids. Gene Ontology annotation, molecular function: protein binding.
CACCAUGGCAAACAGAGGCCCAGCCUACGGACUCAGCCGAGAGGUCCAGCAGAAGAUCGACAAGCAGUACGACCCUGAACUGGAGCAGAUCCUGAUCCAGUGGAUCGUGGCGCAGUGCGGCCCGGAGGUCGGGCAGCCUCAGCCUGGCAAGGACGAAUUCCAGAAGUGGCUGAAAGAUGGCACGGUGUUGUGCAAGCUGAUCAACAGCCUGUACCCCAAGGGCCAAGGCCCCGUGGCCAAGAUCCAGCCUUUCACCAUGGCCUUCAAACAGAUGGAGCAAAUCUCGCAGUUCCUGCGGGCGGCUGAACGUUACGGCAUCCUCGCCUCGGACAUCUUCCAAACGGUGGACCUCUGGGAAGGUAAAAACAUGGCCUGCGUACAGAGGACCCUGAUGAACCUGGGCGGCUUGGCAGUUGCGAAAGGUGACGAAUUCUUUGUCGGAGACCCCAACUGGUUCCCCAAGAAGUCCCAGGAGAACCGUCGCGCUUUCUCGGAGGACAAGCUCAAAGAAGGACAGAGCGUCAUCGGCCUCCAGAUGGGCACAAACCGGGGCGCCUCUCAGGCGGGCAUGACAGGUUAUGGAAUGCCGCGCCAGAUCCUUUGAGCUCCUCCCGACCCUCAAUCUGUCCU